This is a messenger RNA of Hippocampus comes (tiger tail seahorse), 3719 nucleotides long. RefSeq names its product inactive dipeptidyl peptidase 10-like. Gene Ontology annotation, molecular function: potassium channel regulator activity; serine-type peptidase activity. Gene Ontology annotation, biological process: regulation of potassium ion transmembrane transport; proteolysis. The record is from RefSeq and is a predicted model, not a curated record. The transcript is spliced from 27 exons. The coding region runs from base 172 to 2559 and encodes 795 amino acids. Gene Ontology annotation, cellular component: voltage-gated potassium channel complex; plasma membrane. NCBI's taxonomy places the organism in Eukaryota, Metazoa, Chordata, Actinopteri, Syngnathiformes, Syngnathidae.
GGAGGCCGUCAAAGUGACAACGCUUCACCGCGAGAAGGAUAGAAGAGGUGUGUUUAGUCUCUGAUGUAGCUUAACGGCAAUAUCAGCGUAGCAGACAUCAGACUUCUUGCUGGAAGAAGGAAACCUCAAUUGAUUGGAUAAAGUGGCAGUCCAUGAACGUGAGGUGCAAAGAUGAACCAAACGGCAUCGGUCUCUCAUCAGAUUGAGUGUCACCCCACCAAGGAUGUCAAGGAGUUUGUGGAUAUCAGCACCCCGCAGAGGAACUGGAAGGGCAUCGCCAUCUCUCUGCUGGUGAUCGUGGCCGUCUGCUCGCUCAUCACCAUGUCUGUGGUCGUCCUCACACCUGCUGAUCACCCGGCUAGCGUCAAGUCUCCACUGACUGUAGACGAUCUGUACUCUUCAGAGUUCACUGUGCACGACCCAGAAGUCACAUGGAUAAGCGAUUCUGAGGUGGUGUACAGGAACCGAGAUAACCAUGUUGUGAAAUUCGAUUUCACCCGCAACGAGACCCAAGUCCUGCUCAGCAACACAACAUUUGUGGCGUUCAAGGUGGCCAAGUACUCACUCUCAGCAGACCUUCAAUAUGCGCUCUUUGCUUAUGACGUCAAACAGGUGUACAGAUAUUCCUACCAGGCUUCCUACAUCGUUUACAACAUAUACACCCGGGAGGUUUGGGAACUGAACCCUCCUGAAGUUUCCAAUGCCGUGCUGCAGCAUGCGGCGUGGGGAAAACAAGGACAGCAACUGAUUUACAUUUUUGAGAACAACAUCUACUAUCAGUCAGACGUGAGGAGCAACUCCCUGCGGAUUACCUCUUCUGGCAUGGCGGGCGUCAUCUUCAACGGGCUUGCUGACUGGCUGUAUGAAGAGGAGAUUCUGCGCUCGCACUUGGCCCACUGGUGGUCCCCUGAUGGAGAGAAACUGGCUUUCCUGACCAUCAACGACACAUUGGUACCAAACAUGGCUUUGGCCCAGUUUACUGGCGGCACCUACCCCCGAGGACUUCAGUACCCGUAUCCCAUGGCCGGCCAGACAAACCCUGCGGUCAAGCUGUCUGUAGUCAAUCUUUUUGGGGUAACGCACUCUGUGGAGCUGCAUCCUCCCUAUCAGCUCAGCCUACGGGAUUUCUAUAUCACCAUGGUGAAGUGGAUCAGUAACACGCACCUGGCCGUGCGCUGGCUCACUCGGGCCCAGAAUGCAUCAGUGCUGACAGUGUGCGAUGCGGCCGUAGGAGUCUGUCUUGCGUGGCAUGAGGACUCUUCAGAUUCAUGGAUCUCCAGGCAGCAGAACCAGGAGCCUCUGUUUGAUAAAGACACAACCAGGUUUUUUCUUGCCGUUCCAUUGAGACAAGGAGGUCAAGGUGACUUCCACCACAUCACCAUGUUCACCAAAAAGCUCCAAAGCAACGAGGAUGAGAUUGAACACAUAACGUCCGGCGCCUGGGAGGUGACGCAAAUUGUGUCUUAUGAUGAAAACAAGCAGGUCAUAUACUUCCUGAGCACAGAGGUUUCUGCACAACAGAGGCAUUUAUAUAGUGUGUCCACCCUGGGCGCAUUUCCACGACAGUGCCUCACCUGUGGACUGCGUGAGGCGUGCACCUUCUUUGAGGCUAACAUCAGCCCUGACGCGGAGCACGCCAUCCUGCAUUGCAAAGGUCCUGGAGUUCCAUCGGUCCUGCUUCUUAGUUUGGACGAGGUGGACUCUUAUUUCAUUCUGGAGAACAAUCAUCCUCUGUGGUCGAUGCUGUCCACCAAAAGAAUGGUUCAAUCCCGAAUUCACACUGUCCAUCACAGCAACUAUGAACUGCCUCUGAAGCUCAUCCUUCCUCUUGACUUCUCAGAGUCCUUCCUCUACGGCCUUCUGCUCAUUGUAGGCAGCUCUCCUGGUGAUCAGGCAGUCACGGAGGAAUUUAGGCUGAACUGGGACUGGGUGCUGGUGGGCUCGGAGCAGGUGAUUGUGGCCCGGCUCGACGGUCGGGGUUCUGCCUUCCAAGGUCAAAGGAUGUUACAUCAGCUCCACCAUAACAUUGGGCAGGUGGACGUUGAGGACCAGAUAGCAGCUUUAACGUACUUGGUGAAGCUUCCCUACAUCGAUCCAACUAGGGUUGGCAUUUUUGGAGAGGACUAUGGUGGUUACCUGGCGCUAAUGCUGAUCAAGUCCACCGAGGGAAUGAUCCGAUGCGCUGCAGCUCAGGCUCCUGUUGUUGACUGGACUAUGUAUGCUUCUGCAUUCUCAGAGCGAUAUUUUGGCAUGCCUUCAACUGAGGAGAACAGAUAUCAAAUGUCGAAAGUUCUCCCAGACAUGAAAGGCCUGCAGGGAGGAACUCUGUUUCUCGCCCAUGGGACUGCUGAUGCAAAUGUUCACUUUCAGCACUCAGCGGAGCUCAUCAAGCACUUGAUCAGGGUGGGAGCCAACUACACCAUGCAGAUCUACCCUGACGAGGGCCACUUCCUGUCAAGACGCAGCCAGAUUCAGCUGAGGCACUCUUUGAUUGGCUAUUUUAGAGGUUGUCUGUUGGAUGCAUCAUCAUUAUUGGACAGGGACGUUGAAGAUGAGUGAGGAACUACACAAAGGAAUAGUGUGUGUGUGUGUGUGUGUGUGUGUGUGUGUGUGUGUGUGUGUGUGUGUGUGUGUUUUAUACUCUUAGCACAAUUUUUGAUGGACAGGUAACUGAGGACUGAGAGCAGGGGUGUCCAAACUUAGCAUACAGAAACACUGAGGGAUGCCAAGGCCGCUAAACAUUCAUCACACUUAAUGUAUUAGCAUGUUAAAACCAAGCCAGCAUUUAUACAUUGAUGCACCCCUCACCAUUUAAAAAAAAAUAACAUUGCAUCCCAUGUCAAAUUUUAGUAGUUAAUAUAGGCUGCAAGCUGCAAAGAAAAAAGGGACAGUGUGCCAUAAAUGACCCCUGGCUUGUUUGGUCACCCCUGAUUUAGUAAGGUAAAAAAAAAAAAAACAACAACAAAUAAAUAAUAGCCCUCCUCUGAGAUUCAUAUCAUUAGAUCCUGUUUUACUUUGUACAUAGUAGAACCUCAAAAGUGUUGUUUAAAAAUAUAGUACUGUGUGCAUAGUGUGAGACCAAAAAUGGUCAAUAAUGGUUAAUGUGUGCACUUUAAUAAGUUAUUGUUGGCAGAGUGGUUAAAAGCAGUCGACUGAGUCUCCAGAAUGUGAAUUUUGUUCAGUGUGUUAUGUUAAAGACACUCAGUGUUGGAGUUUACAUUUUUGUGAGUGUGGAACUACUGUAUUUAGCUUUGGAGUUAGUGCAUUAAUGUUUUUAUGUUUACGUCACAUUGCUGAUUGCCCUUUAACAGAUUAUUGUGAGUGUAACAAGAGAGUUGCUCUUUAAAGCUAUCCUUUUCUAUAAGAAUACACUUAAAGUAAAUUUAUAGUUCUGUUGGUCGUUUCCGUAAAGAUGCAGACUGGCAACAGCUAUUAUGACUGAUGGCAAUGUUUAAAGAGGGAAUCCGAACUCUUUUCUCACCAGACAACUUAUUCAGAUCCAAACAAAUGCAAAUAAACAAAAUGAAACUAGACAUAGACAAUAGUGAGACAAGAACAUGGAAGCUGAUAAUCUCGACACGAGUUUCUGCAUAAAAUGUCUCAUUUGUGUUGUGCAAAUAAUUUAUGUUUAUUGUGAAUGGUAUAUGAAUUAGGAGCAUUGUGUGAAAAUGUCUACAAUGAUAUCACACUGCUGUAAAUAAACUGAAUGCAAGAAAAAA